AUGUGUGUUGACUACACCGAUCUUAAUCAAGCAUGCCCAAAGGAUUGCUAUCCAAUCCCAAUGAUCGACCAGUUGGUCGACACGACUUCAGGGCACGAGCUCCUCUCAUUCCUGGAUGCAUUCUCAAGGUACAACCAAAUCAAGAUGGCACUAGAGGAUCAGGAACACACUGCUUUCAUCACAAACCAAGGUGUCUACUUCUAUAAGGUCAUGCCAUUCGGGCUGAAGAAUGCCGGGGCAACCUACCAGAGAAUGAUGAACAAGAUGUUCACCCACCAAAUCGAGAGGAACAUGGAGGUGUACGUUGAUGACAUAAUCAUAAUAAGCAAGUUUGCCCGAACACAUCUAGUAGAUCUCGUCAAAACAUUCAGGACAUUGCGAAAGUUCGGCAUGCGUCUCAACCCUGCCAAGUGUGCCUUCGGGGUCAGCUCAAGGAAAUUCCUCAGCUUUAUCAUCCACAGGAGGGGAAUAGAUGCAAACCCGAAGAAGGUUCAAGCCAUCAUCAACAUGCAACCUCCCUGCUCGGUGAAGGAGACGCAGUGCUUGACCGGGAGGCUCGUUGCCUUGGCUUGGUUCCUCUCCCGUUCCAGGGACAAAUGCCUCCCCUUCUUUCGGAUACUGAAGAAUCCAAAGGACUUCAGAUGGACCUCAGAAUGUAAAGAGGCCUUUGAGCAGCUUAAGGAGCACCUGGCCCAGCUACCCUGA
Messenger RNA from Musa acuminata subsp. malaccensis (wild Malaysian banana), 705 nucleotides. NCBI's taxonomy places the organism in Eukaryota, Viridiplantae, Streptophyta, Magnoliopsida, Zingiberales, Musaceae. The record is from RefSeq and is a predicted model, not a curated record.